Molecule: messenger RNA, 1131 nt
Organism: Exaiptasia diaphana
Lineage: Eukaryota; Metazoa; Cnidaria; Anthozoa; Actiniaria; Aiptasiidae
Exons: 4
Coding region: 1-471 (156 amino acids)
Cellular component (GO): trans-Golgi network
Source: RefSeq, a predicted model, not a curated record
AUGGGCUCCUGUAUAUACAAAGUUCUGGCGCCCAGUCCAGAUUCAUCCAUUUGGUUCACAGAGGUUUCAGUAAACAACGAAACUUUCAACAAAGAGAAAGGCGUUUCAGUCACGUGUUGUGCCACUGUAACAAUCAGCGUGGUUAUUAGUAAUAAAGCAGAUAUAUCGUACAAAAACAUGUCUUUACGAUUUGAGCCGUACCAGGACCACGCGAAUGGCUAUCGUGCGAGCGAACUAAAUGGUAAAGUGGCCUGGAUCGGAGAUUUGUCAUCGUGCGAAAACGAGGUUGUCCGCGGAACAUCAUUUCAACAUUCAUGUUCUUUUGUGUUUUUCUACGCUGGAGAGUACUUGAUUGACAUCACCUGCACGGCAGACGACAAUAACACAAAGGACAUCCUGUCUGCGCGAGACAAACCAGCCGCUUGCAAAUGGACAUUUUCUCCUCCAUUAAAGAUUCAAGUCACAACUUAGACGGAAUAAUAGGUGCACCUGCUAACGCGUGUCAGAUAUGCGAUAGACUGAGGAAAGAGUGAGCCAAGAUUACCAUACAAUUUCAAGCGAAGUCUGCAUAGGAAAUCUUUGUAAAACAAACGACCAGACUGUGGAAAGACUAUCUAUUUAAGCACUGACAAUGCGUUUUGCAUAUGGAAAUGUUCUGUAAAAAGUUAUUUUUGUAAAUUCCUAAAUGUAUCGGAAAGGARCUGAAAAAACAUCGAGUACACGGAGAGUAACAUUUUAGUUGUGCAGAAGUAAAUAUUUACAAAGAUUCUCUGUGCGGAACCGCUGUCGUACUCCAAUCGCGAGCGUCGCGAGUUAAUUGAUAAAUAAUGGCGAGUCAGUCGCAUUAAAAAUGAUGGGCACCUUUGUUCGAGCCCACGAGGUGAUAUGUACAUUKCGUCUUUGAUCGAACAUUCGAAGGAGGACCACGUGUUUUAGGCGUGACCUCUUGAAUUCCUAACAAAAGGAGUUUCUUUUUGAUUCACUGAACGAACAAUUGUUUUAACAAAUGUGCAAAUUGGAUUAAAACCGCCGUUUGGCGUAUAUUUUUACGUAGAGGAUUAACUGAAAUGGGAAUCACACAAAAUUGUAUUAUAAUUUGAAUGAUAAUAAUAAUAAAAUCUAUCACGGGAA